UGAUUACUUGUUUUCACUGACAGGAAAUUUCAGCGCAUUAAAUGUUUUGAAAUCUAAUUAAAUGCAAAUUACUUUUUUAAAAAUUCAGGAGGAGUCUCUGUUAGCAGUCUUCCACUUAAAGGAGAACUAAAAGACUUCCAGAAUCUGGGUGUGUACUAUUGGUUCUCUCUUACUAAGCAGGUGCCUGAGCAUGCGACCUCUUAAACGGCGUCAGUAACUAUUUUCUUUCCCAGUUUUUCAGCAACAGAAAAUCAGUGGAAGAUCAGAAGUGAAAAUGAAAGUUUCCAGGACAAAGAUCAUCGUCCUGCCACGUAGGUUAAAAAGAGAGAGAGAGAGAGAGAGAGUUGGUCGUUCAGGCAAGAGAUCUAAAGAGGUGUGUAGGGUCGAUUCCGCCUAUUCUUUAAAGCGCGAUUAUCUGAAAACUCUGGUCCAGAUUGAGAAAUCAAAAGGAAAGGGGGCAAUGGCGACUAACUUUGGUCUCCGACUGAGAAAACUGCCUGGAUGUCUCCACAUAAAUUUCCAGGAAUCAAACUCCGUUCGAAGGCGACUUUACUUUUUCUUUAGCCUCUGGGCGUGUCUCAGCUUUGUUCUUGGGUCGGCAGAAGCCUUGAAAGUAAGCAUGCCAGCUCAGAAGACAGCAAUCUUGGGUACAAAUGUGACACUUCAGUGUAAAAUCUCUGACUACCCUCCCCCAGAACUGGAUAUCAAAAAAACAAUGUUCAUCUGGUAUUUGGAGACAUCUGAAGGGAAUAAAGUAGAAAAACUUUAUUCAGUUGUUGCUGGAAAACAUUCUUCAAAUAGAAAUGGUUCAAGACUGGAUACAAUUCAAUUAAAAAAUGGAGAUGCUUCCCUUUUUCUUCCACAAAUACAGUUUAAUGAAGAGGGCAAAUAUGUAUGUGUCGUGAUUACUACCACUGUUAGAGCUGAAGGAGCCACCAUUUUAGAUCUAGUUGUUGAACCAACUGUCCAACUGUCUCCCAAGGAACUUGAAAUUGAAAACGGAAAUGUAAAGACACUGACAUGUAGAGUGAAUAAAUUCUAUCCUGAUUCCAUUGUCAUUCUUUGGCAAAAGCAUUCUAAGCACACGUCGGAUAAAGAUAUACUUGCAGAGGACAUUUGCAUGGGAAGAUCUGAGAGAAAUGGUGAUGGCACUUACAACACCACCAGUAUACUGAGAGUUCAACCAUCUUCACAAGACCAAGGAAACGUCUAUAGUUGUAUUGUGCAGCAUAAGUCAUUUUCCAGAUUUCCAGUCUACAAUGUAACUUUAACAGUAACAGAACCUUAUUCGACUACCCCAUUAACAAUUGGGCUGGUUUUCUUUUUUCUGUUUUCUUUUCUUCUAGUUGGAUUGCUGCUGUACAUUCUCUUUUUAAAGAAAUAUGCACCAUCUGUGGAAAUGGUUGGAAGUGAGGAACUGAAGCAUUUGGAAGAAACACAGUUGCAAUGCUUGAUUUCACACUUUCGACCCAAGCCUUUGCAGGUAGACCUCUUCUUAGUGACUGAACCUCAGAAAACAAAACAGAAAAUAGCCUCUUGGCCUCCGACAUCAGUUGAAGAACCUACAGAAGAUGCUGAAAAUUCUCCUCUCCUUGGGAACUUGGAGGACAUGUUUAAAGCUUAUCCAGUGUUGAAAUCAAAACCAAAAAACUAUUAUGACUUCCAGUGGAAAAUCUGCCUGAAUCCAGACGUACAGAAGCUGGAAAAAUUUCAACUUUUAUUAGAAAUUAAACAUGAGGGCUUUCAGCAUGGAUUGUGUACUAAAACGAAAUCAUUUAAAGUCGUAGCCUCACCAGUGCUUCAUGAAAUUCAUUGUUCCACAAAUACGCCAAGAUCAAAUGAACCGCUCACUCUUAGUUGCAAAAUUCAUUCUUAUUAUCCGGAAACCCUUGAAGUCUGUUGGACUAAUGAUGAUGGAAUUGUAGACAGUUCCUUUUCAACUCCACCCACAAAAGGUACUGAUGGGCUUUACUUUUGCAUCAGCAAGAUCCACUAUUGCCCCCAAGUGGAAGAUUCUGGAAAGAGGUUUGUCUGCAGAGCUAAGCUUCAAGGACCACAAGAAUAUAAAGAAUCUGUAUGGCAGAUGAACCCUGUGGUUGUGGCCCCCAAAGUUGACAAAAUUGAAUGUAAGCCCCCUGUUCCUGAGUGUGGGAAACCCGUCACAUUGAGUUGCUUACUGACAGAAUACCAUCCACCUGAGUGUGACAUUUAUUGGAGAAAGGGCUUUGAAGAGCUCUUAGGUGCUGAAGUUAAAACAGGGGAGCCACAGUUGGACAGAAUGUCAAAGCUGUACUCCAGGACAAGUGAAAUAACCUUCACACCCAGCGCAGAAGACAAUGAAAUGGAAUUCUUUGUUGAAAUAAAUCAUUGCAAGGAAAUUGUACGGAAGGGAUAUAAAGUCAUGCUGAAAGAUUUUCCCAAACUUUCAAAUAUUGUUAUUGAACCAAGUGAUGCAGAUUAUGGACAAAGUGUAAAUUUAACUUGUGAUGUCACAGAUUUCAAGCCUAAAAAAAUUGGCACACAGUGGCUCCUGGGCGAUAAUUCACUAAAGAAAGGUGUGGUCACAGAGGAUAUAGACAUGGACCCUAGUGGUUGUUGCAAAUUAACUUCUGUGCUUGAACUAAGAGCUUCCGCUUCAGUUUGUAAUAAGACUGUUUGUUUCAAGGUGAACCACGCAAGAUUGACAAAGCCUAUUACAAGAGAAGUGUAUUUAAAACUUCCAGUCAAACGGCCUGUUUUGACUGAAAUAAAGGCGAGCCGAGAUCAUCAGAAUAUCCGCCUGGAAAUUUCUAUAUCACAGUUUGCACCUCGUGAUAUACAAGUCAGAUGGUACCAAGACUUGAGACAAAUAUCUGAAAAUUUCAAUCCCAGGAAUAUUGAGAUUGGAGAAGAUCACUUAUGUUAUUUUGUUAGUAAAAUAUACUUAAAUCCAAAAGAACUGCGCUUUGGGAAGACAAUACGAUGCGAAGUUAAACAUUCAACAUCUACUGAGGAAAAAAGCUUAACCCUGAACACAACAGAUUUCUCUGAUCUUGAGGAAACGCAACAUCAUCACCAUGAGUCAUAACCAUUAUGAACUCUUUCAAAAUAAGCUCUCUGCAGAUGCAAUAACAGUUGGAAAAUAAUUAUGUUUUGCUACUUUUCUCGCGACAAAGUAAUACUUCAAAAAAUUCCUAUCUUGGCUCAACCACACAGCUGAUAUCAAAGGUCUCUGAAAUCAACUCUAGCCAUUCCACUCACUGCUUUUGCUCAGGGAUGGCAGAUGUGAGUAUAUUGAAAGCCCAGGUGGCACCUUUCCAGAAAAGGAAGAACCUACAAACAUCUACAAGACCAAAGUGAAGACUAUUCUAGCCAUCCUUUGGAUAAAAUUGUUUGAAUUGCUGUUUGAAUUCAGUCUGAGUUAGACUUCAGCUGCGCAAAAUUCUUGGACUGGGAUUAAUGUAGUUAAGUGAGAAGAGUUUGAACCCGUUAAAUGCAGUGGCUGAAGGAAAGCAGUUGAGCUUUUCCAGCAGAUCAGGGUGAGCUGCAGGUGACGUGAAGCAUUGCUGCUCUGAAAUAUUUCAUACUGAGAAAAAGAAUUCACAAUGGAAGGUGACAGAUUGGGAAUCCAAUUAUAUAAAAUAUCCAUGUGGUGAUUUCUGAGGAGCAAUUAAUUUGGCUUUGUUAUCAAUAAUUAAUCUGUUUAAUGUUGAAUGAAGGAUUUUAGUCAAUUUUAAAUUUAAAAGUUUAAUGAAGGAGGUGGGAGUUUCGGAUUAUUUUCCUCAACCUCCUUAUUCAUUCGCAUGUGCUUGUUUAUUCCACCUUAGUCGUGUUGUGAGUCGGAAGUCCAUCAAGAGACAGCUGCUGGAAUGCCUCCUGUGUGAUGAGGGCUCCUCUGAGAGAGGCCAUGUCUUUAGGACAUACCAAAGUGUUUACUCACUCCACUGCCUUGAGCAACCCUGCUCCUAUUACACCAACUCUGGAUUCUUUGCAUUUGGAACCUGUGAAACGACAAGGGACUGUCUAGCCUGGGGGCUUCUAACAUAUGCUACCUUUAACAGAAGCAAGAAUAUAAGCAAGAAAACUUAACUUGGAUGAGGCAAAUAAACUGGGCGUCUCACUUCCUCUUAUUUGUGUUAACGUUUCAGUCAAUUCCUCCUCCCUGGACUAAACUGUCAGCUCUUUGUCAUGUGGUUGUUAUUGUGUCACAUAAUUUGAUGCAGAAGGCUGUUGAAUCAUGUGAUAUUCUCAAUGUUCUACCUAAUAAAAGAGGCACCAUA
Thamnophis elegans (Western terrestrial garter snake) is the source of this 4259-nucleotide messenger RNA. RefSeq lists its product as uncharacterized. The transcript has 11 exons. NCBI's taxonomy places the organism in Eukaryota, Metazoa, Chordata, Lepidosauria, Squamata, Natricidae. The coding region runs from base 275 to 3067 and encodes 930 amino acids. The record is from RefSeq and is a predicted model, not a curated record.